UCAGACUAAUGGACGACACAUAUUUCUGGAGCAAACAUGGAAGACCGUCGGCUGAGAAAGAUCGAGUUAGAAACUCCGUUGCUGAGCUCUGCCUGUCACAUUUGAAGAAAGAAGCAGCUGUAAUGAAGACGAUACAUGUAGAAUCUGAAGAAAAUCUGAAAUUCAAAGCACAGGAAGAUAUUGAUAUGUCACCAUUCAUUAUGUACUCUUUGAACAAAAAACGUCGAUGGGAAGCUGAAGAUGCAAUUGGUUUAGAACUUUUGGACAGAGCUCAAAAGCUGAAUGAUGGUUGGAAAGUUCUUCUCAUUGAGAGAGUUAAUCUUAGAAGUUGGUACUGGCCUAAUUGGAGCUACGGAUCAAAUCCAGAACGAUUCUCAGAAUAUUUCCGAAUUAAAGAUGUUCAUGAAUUAAGCAAAGAUGAUGCUUACAAACACAAAACUAUCGAUUCAGUGUUUGGACAAAGAUUUUCUCAUUUCAUGGAGGCAAAUAGAAAGCCUGUCAAGGAAGAAGAAGAAGUUAGCGAAGGAUCUUCAGAACCACUGGCUGCAUAUAAUUUCUUGAGAGCUCCAAAAAACUUUGUUUCAAUUCUGCAGAAAGAGUAUAAAGCAUCUAACCACGGUUGGGAAUGGCCACAUGUAGGUUAUUGGAGACGUGUUGAUCAGCUGAAAGACAAUCUUCUUGACUUGAGAUAUGGAGAAAUCGAAAAUCUGGAUGGUAAAGAUGUUGAUGAGCAUGAUGAUGUAGAACCAUCAGAGGACGUAGAGCGGAGUGAACCAUCAAAAUUCUACAAUCUUGAAGAGCAUCUAGUCGAUAAAUUUGUAGUUGUGAAGCGACGAAGACGGAAGAAUACGUGUUAAAUUUUAUGCUGGUUUCAAAGUUAAGAAUCUCAUUUUAUAAAAAAUAAAUCAAUUCAACUCUC
Molecule: messenger RNA, 919 nt
Organism: Caenorhabditis elegans
Lineage: Eukaryota; Metazoa; Nematoda; Chromadorea; Rhabditida; Rhabditidae
Gene: F17C11.11
Source: RefSeq, marked reviewed